Mangifera indica (mango) is the source of this 718-nucleotide messenger RNA. RefSeq names its product 18.2 kDa class I heat shock protein-like. The record is from RefSeq and is a predicted model, not a curated record. The transcript has a single exon. The coding region runs from base 131 to 595 and encodes 154 amino acids. Lineage: Eukaryota; Viridiplantae; Streptophyta; Magnoliopsida; Sapindales; Anacardiaceae. Gene Ontology annotation, biological process: protein folding; protein complex oligomerization; response to hydrogen peroxide.
UAGAGUACCAGAAUCCUCCAUUCUCCUUAUAAAGCCCCCAACACAACGCAGUUUCAGACCAUCAGAGACAAUUCUUCAAAGUUUAAGCAUCAGAUUCAGCAAUUAAUACAAUCGCACUCUUAGAAACAAUAUGUCCCUAAUUCCAAGCUUCUUCGGUAACCAACGCAGCAGUGUUUUCGAUCCCUUUUACUGGGAUGUUUGGGAUCCAUUCAAGGACUUUUCUAAACUCUCCAUUGGUUUUCCUCAAGAAACCUCUGCUUUUGUCAACACCCGGAUAGACUGGAAGGAAACCUCGGAGGCUCACGUGUUCAAGGCUGAUCUUCCAGGGCUCAAGAAAGAGGAAGUGAUGGUGGAGAUUGAAGAUAACAAUGUGCUGCAAAUUAGCGGAGAGAGGAAUGUCGAGAAGGAAGACAAGAACGACACCUGGCAUCGUGUGGAACGUAGUAGUGGCAAAUUCUCCAGGAGGUUUAAGCUACCGGAGAAUGUCAAAUUGGAGCAGAUUAAGGCUUCUAUGGAGAACGGAGUUUUGACUGUGACUGUUCCUAAAAUUGAGGUUAAGAAGCCUGAGGAUAAGGCCAUUGAAAUCUCUGGUUGAAACACUGAAUAAUGUUGUGUUUGAGAAGAAUGCAAUGGAUUGUGUCUUGUCUACAUAAUAAAUUGUGUGCCAGUAAUGAAUUUCGCUUAUAAAUAAUAAUGUAAUAUCGUUGUUUUGACUUAA